AGCGAUGGUAACGCUGAGCAAAAUUCGUUUAGCUGUAGCAGACGACCUUCACAUUUUAGGAGCGUUGCAGACGAUUUGAAGGUGGGUAGAGCGGUAUUGCCUCAGCUGUACGAGUGCGCGACGAUUCUAUUUUCGGACAUUCGUGGCUUCACAAGGAUCUCGUCCACAUCAACACCCUUCCAAAUUGUCACCUUCCUGAACGAUCUCUUCUCGGGUUUCGACUCGAUCAUCGCAAAACAUGACGCUUUCAAGGUGGAGACGAUCGGCGAUGCGUAUAUGAUCUCGUCGGGAGUGCCGAAUGAAAAUGGCAAUGCUCAUGUGCAGCAAAUCGCUGAAGUGGCACUGAAAAUGCGUUCGUUUGUUUCCAACUUCAAGCUGGCACAUCGACCCGAUGAACAGAUGAUGGUUCGCAUAGGUUUUCACAGUGGUGCUGUUGCGACCGGUGUAGUUGGACGAGAAGCGCCUCGGUAUUGUCUCUUCGGUGAGACUGUCAAUAUCGCCUCUCGUAUGGAAUCGACCGGAGUUGCGAACAAAAUUCAGAUCAGUGAGCAAUCGUACAAUCUUCUGCAUUGCUUCUUUCCGGUGUUUUCAAUGAGCCAACGAGGCAAACAAAAAGUUGACGAUGACGGUAACGAGGUGAUGACGUACUUUUUGGAAGGGAAGCAAGAGGCGUAA
Anisakis simplex (herring worm) is the source of this 675-nucleotide messenger RNA. The record is from the annotation of a GenBank genome assembly. NCBI's taxonomy places the organism in Eukaryota, Metazoa, Nematoda, Chromadorea, Rhabditida, Anisakidae.